Messenger RNA from Pyricularia grisea, 468 nucleotides. RefSeq lists its product as uncharacterized. Lineage: Eukaryota; Fungi; Ascomycota; Sordariomycetes; Magnaporthales; Pyriculariaceae. Bases 1 to 468 code for a protein of 155 amino acids. The transcript has a single exon. The record is from RefSeq and is a predicted model, not a curated record.
AUGCCCAAGAAGGCAAACUCAACCGUCAUGGAUUCGCAGCAAUCGAGCAAAGACGGGGACCUCCACCUUGGAGCCAAGAACGAGAACCCAAAGAGCAAGGAAGAUAUCAAGACGGACAUCAUGGAGGGCUACGAUAUGCUGGAGGACGAGUUUGUGCAGGACAUGCUGCAGGGACACGACCACACCAUCACUGACGACUAUGUUGACUCGCCGUCGUCGCCGCCACCAGAGGUGGUGGAGGCAAACAAGUGCAACAACAACAAGAAGAACAAUAACAAGAAGAAGAGAAAGGGCUUCUGGAAGCUCAAGCGGAACAAGGACAAGAAGGAGGAUGACAAAGAGGAUGAGGAGAAAGAUGUGAUGGGCAAGGUGGACGAUGGAUAUGUGGAUAUUGCCAAGGAUUUCGUCUUUAAACUGCUCGAUAUCAGUGGCAUCUCGGGCAAGUUGACUGGACCUACGGCGCGGUGA